Molecule: messenger RNA, 5519 nt
Organism: Podarcis lilfordi (Lilford's wall lizard)
Lineage: Eukaryota; Metazoa; Chordata; Lepidosauria; Squamata; Lacertidae
Source: the annotation of a GenBank genome assembly
AUGACGUUGCCUUCGGCGCUGGCGGGUGCCGGACCACGGCGUGGGAGCAUGCCUUUGCCCAUCAAGCACCAGCUGGUGAGGGCGUCGGCGGUGGACGAACUGGACUCUCCCCCCAGCUCCCCCGAAGUGGGAAGCACUGGGGGGGCCAGCCCCGCAGGAGGACGCGGCCCCUACAAAGUCAUGUUGCUUGGCGAGAGCGGGGUGGGGAAGACCACCUUGGCAGCCAUCUUCGGAGGCCUUAGAGGGGGCCCCCACCACGAGGAAGAGCACACAGGUGAGCCCAGAAGAUGCCUGGGGAUGGUGUUGCAAUAUUUCACUCUGCAAAACAGCAGAAGUGCAAGAGGCCCUGCUUUUCUUGCCAUACAUGCAGCAGAAGGGGGACAGGAGAGAACGGCGUGCUCCACCUGAGGACAUUUUAUUUUUAUUGAUUUAAAUAGACAGGAGAAGAGCCAUAUUGGAUCAGACCAAAGGCCCAUCAAGUCCCAGCAUCCUGCUCUCCAUUCACCUGUUGAAUUUCUGCCUUCCAUGGCAUUUUUGUUUAAGAAGGGGAAGGUCAAAACUCUCCAGAUAAAUGGAGGUUUUGUGUGGAAUUUAAGCUGUUAGGCCAGAAUUUCAAAGUGACGCCUGUGGGAAUUGACUUUGCGCCAGUGAUUUUCUUAAAAUCCUGAGGGGGGAAAGUAUGGGAAGCUGGGAUAGAUCUUCUGGAAAAGUUUCAAAUCGCUGCUAUCUUAAAAACCUGACAUCAUAUAAUAUAUAUAGAGUGUGUGUUUGUGUCUAAGGCUGUGUACACACUAAGCCUUCAAAGCACACUUGCAAAUAAAUAAUGGGCAGGAUGUAUGCUAAAGGUUGCUGGAAAUUGUGACUCGGUGAGGGGUAAACUACACUACCAUGAGAUGUUUCUCAAAAAAUAAUUUCAUUUCUCUAAUUCCUACCCCACAUUUAUACCCAGAAGGCUCUCCUAGGCUCCCCUUAACUUUUCCAACCAUUAAAUGUAUAGGGUUGCAGCUAGUCCUACUCAGAGCAGACCCACUGAAAUUAAUGGCCAUGGCUAAUUUAGUCCUAUUAAUGGUCUCCUUUGAAUAGAAUAUGAUCAAAUUCUACUCAUAUAACUUGACAAAUCUGCCACAAAGUGGAUAUUUGAUGGUACAGACAUAUCUGGCAAUAGUUUGUAAGGCGAUACUCAAGCUAUACUAAACCUCCUUUUCCCUCCACAUUUCUUUUAUUCCCUCAGAGGAUUCCUACGAAAGAAAUUUCUACGUAGAUGAUGAAGAAGUCACUCUAAUAUUGUACGACAUCUGGGACCAGGUAGGUGCAUUUUGGUCUCCUUCCUACCCAUUGAGAUGGGACGUCAUCCCCAGCAGGGGAAGAAAUAUUACAGCAAGAAGUUCUCCAUCCCAUCUUUGUUGUUGUUUAGUCGUUUAGUUGUAUCCGACUCUUCGUGACCCCCUGGACCAGAGCACGCCAGGCACUCCUGUCUUCCACUGCCUCCCACAGUUUGGUCAAACUCAUGCUGGUAGCUUCGAGAACACUGUCCAACCAUCUCGUCCUCUGUCGUCCCCUUCUCCUUGGGCCCUCCAUCUUUCCCAACAUCAGGAUCUCUUCCGGGGAGUCUUCUCUUCUCAUCCCAUCUAAAAGCUGAUAAAUCUUGCAACACCGGGAACAUUUUAAAAUUUAUUAUUAAUGCAAGUAGUUGUGUCAACCAUAAGAUGGAAGGCAUGACCAUAUAGAGUUACGUAUCUCUUACACACAAACAAAGGAACACCUUUGAUUCUAAAAUAAGCAUCUGCUGGGGCACAGACCACUUGUAAUCCGAAACAACAAAAGGUGAUAUAGUCAAUGAAGUUUUACUCAGUGCAGACCCACCAAAAUUAACGGGCCUAACAUCGUCAUGUUUUGUUCCUUUCAAGUGGGUUUACUUUGGGUAUGACUUAUCUGAAUACCACCCACAGAAAAUGUGCUCUGGUCUUCAAAGCUGUUGGCUUGUUCAUAAGCAAAGGCAUGAUGACUGAAUCAAAACUCGUAACCGGACCAUACAAGGGAGACUUGUGAUUUGAUCUCUCAUUCCUUUUAGUUUUAACAUACAGCUGUCAUUAGGAGCAGAAGGGGUGGAUUGGGACCGUAGCGGCAUGGGAGGGGAAUUUACUCUUCCUCCCCAAACAGCAUUUUGUGAGUUGCCCAUCUUCCAAAGUGGAUUCAUUGCCCCACGAAUAGUAAUAUAUAUCUUUAAAUGGGUGACAGCCCCAAUCUAACCAGUCUAGCGCAGAACAUAGCAGGCUUCAUCCUGACGAGACUGAGAGUAUUUACACCGGUGGCUCCAGCAUCUGCCCUGGUUUUCUGUUUUCAAAAUUGGGGUAUUCCACAAUUUUUCAGGUCUACAGAAAUUCUCAGUCAGUUACAAAUCCAGCAUUCUGAGAAUCUCUGUUGUUAUUGUUUAUUUGAACCAGUUUUCUAGAUCUUAAGGCUUAGAGAAUAUUGUGGGCAAUGCCAGGCAAUAUCAGAAUGUUUUAGAGAUUGUGGAGUGGGAUUUCCGGUUGGCAAGGGCAGUUUUCUCUGCAGCUCUUGGUUACUGCAAGGGGCAAACGGAAACAAGGCAAAAUUAUGCAAAAAACAAACAAACAUGGCAUUGCUAUGAUGAACGUAUGCAAUUAUAUCCAAGAUUUACGCAAAGCUAGACAACCGGAUGGAAUUGCCUUGUUUUAUUAUUGUUUUGUUUUAGCAUCUCGUUUGCAUGGAAAUGCGUUCCAAAAUUGCACAGCAUCCCUGAAGUGAGGGAGAGUGGUAUGCAAAUUUAUGCAAAUCCAUAUUAAAUUAACACAGCCGUUUGGGAGUCAGGCGGGGGUGUAUACCACUGACAUGCACGAAUAUGCAAAUUGUUCUGGAAACUGGCAGCAUUCUUGGGCGGCUUGAUUGCAGCAUACAGUGCCAUUAUGCAAAUAUAAGGAGAGUGUAUCCAACUGCCAAGGAGAAUAAGCAACACAACCCCCAUUAUCUGCAUUACAAUUAUCCAAAUUCCUCGAUUAUCAGAAUCUUGCCAUUUUCAAAUACCUGCAUGUCUUCUCUCCUCCCGUGGCUGCCAAUUCAGAAGGGCCCAGGGAAGGAUCCUGAGGAGCUGCUAUAUGUUUCAAUAUUAUCUUAAUUGCGAUUUUGAUUAUUGUGUUUUGACUUUAGUUGUAAAGUCACCUUGGAACGAUUCGUAUCCUUAAAGGUGAGAUGUGAAUAAUUAUACUGUAAUAAAAUAAUGUGUAAAACACACUCCUGUUUAUCUGAACUUUCCAGUAUCCAAACACACCAAUCGGAAACAUUCAACAGCCACCCUGGUUAAUAUCGCUGUCACAUUCACUCUGGUAACAUGCUGGAUUGAUCCAUUACACUUUCCAAUAUAUUUAAAAGGUGCAGCUUUGGUUAACGUAAUUCUUUUUAAUAUCACCCACGUAUACAAAAAAUGCAGGUAGCUCUUGUAGAGAGAGAAAGAGGUUGCCUCUUUUAACAUGUUGCUGGUUACGACUUCCAAAACUGUUAUAUUUUCUUCAGAACAGUUUUCGUGUGUGUCUGGUUUUUUAAAAUCACAUACAGAUAUAGAAGAAUAAAACCUGCAUGAUUUACUAGCUAAGAUUUAACAGGGGAAAUGCCCAUAACAAUAUGUAGCUGUGAACUAUAACUGGGUAGAAUUACCAAAUAAUCCACACCAGUGUGGCUCUCGUGAAAGGUCUCAGUAAAUUUCCCUUCCAAGCCCCCCCCCAAAUAUAUGGCACUGUUUGGGAGGCAGGAGUGGGUCCCCCCCCCCAUACUGUGGUCCUGUCUCUUGUUCAGGUGGGGAAACCAUUUUAUCUUAUUAUGCCACACCCCCAACGACGGCCAUUUUGUGACUGGCGCCUGCGGCACUUCCCCCAAGAUGUUCGCUGUCAGACAAAGGUUGGCAGCCCUUGAUCUGGACACGCACAUGGCCUCAACCAUAUGUCAGGAGUGCUCUGAUGGUGUUUCCUACUUGGCAGGGGGUUGGACUCGAUGGCCCUUGUGGUCUCUUCCAACUCUAUGAUUCUAUGAUUCACUUUUCCUGACUUUGACCUCUUCCCUCCCCGCGAACUUUUUCCGCAGGGAGAUCCCGGAGGCUGGAUGCAGGAAUCCUGCCUGCAGACGGGAGACGCCUUCCUGUUGGUUUUCUCGGUGACCGAUCGCCGUAGCUUCACACGGGUCCCCCCCACCCUGCUGAGCCUACGGGCUGGGUGCCCUCGGACAGACCCCCCUAUUAUCCUGGUGGGGAACAAGAGCGACUUGGCGCGAUCCCGGGAGGUCUCACGCGAAGGUGAGUUGCCAGAGGUGCCGCUCCUUAAACAUUGGGGAGAUCGCCUGCACACCAUCCAGGUGGCUUCCAGUCUACCAUUUUGGAAAAAUUUGUUCUUUCUGAAGGGCCGAGGCGGGAGAGGGAACCCAGGAGAAUUGUUUGCUCGUUUAUUUUCUCCUUUUCAUUUCAUUUUUAAUUUUUAAUUUUUAAAUUUUAAUUUUUAAUUUUUUAAUUUAUUAAUUUUUUUUUUGAAUUUUAUGAGAAAAGAAAAAGACAAAGAUAAAGAACAAUACAUCACACUAUAAACACAUUUAUAUACAUAUUUUCCAAAAUACAAACUAAAAACUAAAAAAGUACCCAUAUUACCAAAUUCAUGCUUCAAACAUUACAAUCUUAGUUGAAAUAUUAUAAAAGACUUCCACCGCAUUCACCGCACGUCUCUUAUUUAUCUUGCUCGCCUUUACAUCUGUUCUUCAAUCAUUUCCCUUCCUUAGAUACUUUCAUAGUCAGUCAAAUCUUUAUGUUCUCUAUACUCUUCACAAGGUUAGUCUAGGCACAACCAAACUUUCGUAUUUGAGCCCUGCUUGUAUAAAUACUCAUUUAAGCAUUCUAUUGUUUCUGAAUUAUAGCUUUUGAUUUAUGCCCUAUUAAAUCCGUCAAUUUUGCUAACUCCAGGUACUCGCAUAGUUUACAUAACCAUUUCCCUUUUGUUGGGAUAUAAUUUCCUUUCCAAUGACUGGCUACCAACGUUCUCGCUGCUGCUGUUGCAUACAGAAAGAUGUUAAUUUUGUCUUUUGGGAUAGCCUUACUCAAGAUUCCUAGUAAAUAUGCUUCUGCCCUUUUGAUAUAUGAUACCUUUACCAAUUUUUUCAUCUCUUCAUGGAUCAUUUCCCCAAAUUUUUUGAUCUGUGGACAUAUGUGGUAUGGUUUAUUUUUCUCAUGUUUCUUGCCUCCAUAUCUAGAGGGCCGCAGCCUAGCUGUCAUGAUGAACUGCAAGCACAUCGAGACGUCCGCGGCGCUGCAUCACAACACGGAGGAGCUCUUUGAAGGCGUCGUGCGGCAGAUACGGCUGCGGCGCCGUCGGCGCGAGGGCGAUGCCUUCAGCAGGGAAGGGGCCGGGGGCCGGCGCGAGAGCCUCACCAAGAAAGCCAAACGCUUCCUCUCUAGCCUUGUGCCGAGGAAUGGACGCUUCUUCAAGCAGAGGUCAAAAUCCUGCAACGACCUUUCAGUGCUAUGA